AUGGUCGUCAACCUCGCCGAGGAGGUCCUGAGCAGUGUCUUGCAGGCGGCAGAAGCGCUCCGCGGCGCUGUACUUGCUGCCGAGUCCGGAUGUAUCGAGAGCUUGCGCUGGUCUGGAGCGAUGCCGCUGUUGCUGCGCGAUUUCGGCGUCGAGAACGUUCUCUCGGCCGAGCAGCUGCUCGCGUGCGAAUCGUCGGAGACGCUGCGUCGUCUGCUGGGCGUCUCUGCCGCCAGCAAGAGUGUUGAGCACGUUGUGCUGAUGCUGUCGGGGUUCUUGUGGGAUUACGAAGCGGCUCUGAAGCGGCUAUUGACGCUGAACGUCGUGGCUCGACUCACAAUCUGUAGCAGUCUCUCGGAACGUGCGCACGAGUGCUACGAUAGGGGCACAGCAGCGCUCCUCGACCGAGUGACAGGAGACGAAGAUACUGCCAUGCAUUUUGAAGAGUUUGCUGCUGGUUUACUGGACAAGAACGCACCAGAGCGGACGGCAAAUCGAGCAGAAUUGAAAGACGGACAGCACGACGACGACUGGAGCUGGAAUGAGGAUGGAAGCGCAGACGAAUUUGUCGCUGACAUUCAGUGUUGUUCUGAGUUCUACACGUGCGUGCGUGUUGUCCACUUACCGCUGAGUGUAGUGCCGUUGCUGUCGUCGAAGACGCUGAGUCCCGAGCCGUCGGUGUUUGUGCUGUCGCACCCGACGUGUGCUUCUGCUUUCCCGUUGCUGCUACACCAAGUGGAAGACGAGAGAAUGUUUGCUGGGCGGCGACAGAAAAGCAUGAAGACGGGCGGCGUGGGAGAAAAGGACACUAAGAUGUACGCGCAUGUAAAGGACGUGUUGCCGGAGCAUAUUCCGAGCUCGUUUCGAAAGUCGAUGCGAUUGCUGGCGUAUACGCUUGCAGAAAUGACGGUCGGUGCGCAACUGGACGUCAGAGACCGCAUAUUUGCAGUUGGCACAACGUCGCUAAAGAUUGGCCACACGUUAUUGCGAAUCUUGAGUGACAUGCAAGAGGCGACUCCUGUAGCACUUGCAGGACAGCAAGUUACCUCGAUGGUCAUCCUUGAUCGGACGUGUGAUUUGGCUUCGCCGUGCUCAUUUGAUAGAUCUCUUCUUGAUCGUAUUCUCGAUUUACUACCCCAAACGCCUACAUACUGUGCUGCAGGAGAAGGCACGUCCGGACAUAGAACAACGACGCGACGAAAACUAAACGUGACCGACGUAUUCCCGCUGCAUGGGUGCGAGCCGACACCACUAUCAAUGCCGCAUGCUGCAACUCAUGACAAGCUCGAGUAUCUGCCGUCAGAGUUUGUUGCUCAGAUUCAGUGGAAGGGUGGCGCUAGUCUGUGUCAUCCUACGAUACCGAGCAGCUCGAAUGUCUUUCGAUCGUUAUCGUUCAGGCCGGCAAAGCUCGCACUGCGCGAUCUCGACAGACGGCUCCAAGCUGUAGAGCAAGAUCUGAUUCGACAGGGGAGCAUUCAGAAGUCUGCUGCCACGCGUAGGCCUGGAGAAAAGAUUCGUGGGCGUGAUGUUGUGUUGCGUCGCAUCAGCAAGAUAUUGGAGGCUGGUGAACCUACGAACCUGGAACAGAGCUCUCUGAUUGAGCUCGGCGUGAUUGUUCUAGAGACACUAAAUCGGAUGGAUCGGUCGCAAAAGCGGUGGGAUAAGUGCCGGGAACGGGCCGUGCGGCAUGUCGAGCUUCGUAAGAAAGGGGGUUGCGAGUGGAUUCUUCCUGAAGUUGCCGAUGCGAUGCAGCGCCAAACGUCUGCGCUACAGUCGGGCGCAUCUCACGUCAACGAAGAUAUUCUUUCGCUGCAUGAGUUGUUGAUACUGCUGGUAAAUGCGUUUGCCCUGUCCUCUGGUGUACAACUCGAGGACUUUACUACGCAAAUGGUGCAAAAAGCUCUCGUCGAGUAUGUUUUGCAGACCGUGAGAACGGACCCGCUGGCCGUUGAGCACGCGCUUCCGGGGCUGUACGAUCUGCUUGUUCCGUACCUUGGCAGGAAUGAACCAGAUGCAGGGCAUGAUGCUCCAGAUCAAGUUGGCAUCGAAAGUGGUGAUUGGGAAUGGACUGAUGGUGGCAACUCGCCGACCGGAACUUUCGACAAGCAUGAUGAUGUGCCGCUGCUUGAGGCGAGGCCCGUUAUCGAAACAUACGUCGAAAACUUGACCGAAUCGUUGGAGGAUUGUUUGGAUCAGUCUGUGGCGAUUCACGAUAACGAAGCAACCUCCCCGACUGAAGAAGAGCCGCAAUCGCUCAUUGCGCGACUAUGUUGUUCUAUUGUGGAUCCAUCAGGAGCAUCUAGUUCGGCGAUUCACCACGUCGUUGAUGCGUCUGAACAGCUGACGCGCGCAGGCAUCGAUCUACUCAAGAGCGGUCUCAACAAGUUCGGGUUUGGCAUGGGAGGCGGCAGUUCAGGUGACCAACACAGCACCAGAGGUAGCCGAAUAAUGGACGAUUCGAGCACGCUGAUUGUGUUUGUGGUGGGAGGCAUCACUUUCAAGGAGAUCCAAGAAGUGCACGAUGCGCUGAGCGACAACAAGAAGUAUCAGAUCAUUAUUGGCGGAACGACGAUCACGAACAGCGAUGUUAUACUGCAGAAGCUAUUCACUUUCUAA
Molecule: messenger RNA, 2613 nt
Organism: Hyaloperonospora brassicae
Lineage: Eukaryota; Oomycota; Peronosporomycetes; Peronosporales; Peronosporaceae
Source: the annotation of a GenBank genome assembly